CGCACUCACCGCGCCCCGCGGCCGGAGACCCGAGCCGGCUUGACUCGGGAAGAUGCGAGUGAGCGUCAGGCGCGUUUCCACCUCCCUCGCCCCAGCGAGGAGAGGAGCGUUUGCCUCCUUUUCGCGCCCGCCUCUGCCUCCCUUGGGCUCCGGGUGCCUCCGGAGCCCUUCCGCCGCGACGAGAGCCCGCUCUCCCCAGCGGGAGACGCGGGGCCAGAGACAACUUACUUCAAGCGCUUUGUCGCGGUUGCGGCUGAUUGUUGCCAAUAACUCCGUGUGGGAAAGCGGCUGGGCAAGCCCAGGGAGCAGCCGGAGACGGAGGAGUGGUGGGAGGGUGCGCCGCCCCGUGUAGGAAGCUAAGCGCACCAAGCAGAUCCGCCACCCCGCCGCAGGGUCCCCAGGGUCGCUCCCCCGGGCAGCUCGCCGCGGCGUGUCCCUCGCUCCAUGACGGCGAAAAUUUCCAGCGCCCCCAGCGCCCUGUCACUCAUCUACCCGCCCCGUAGGCUCUGUCUUCAAGGAGACAGAGUCAUCCGUGUCUUGGAGGAAAUUACUAUAUAUUUGGGAACUAAAACUCAUAUUGGGUAUUUCGCUUUCACAUACGAUUUGGUAGAAAGAACACAUUUAGGCAAAACAUCAGCACCGCUCUUUAAGUUUAGAUGGUUCUCUAAUUCACAGUAAGCAGUAGUGAGCUUUUUGGAAAACCACUGGACCGAGACCUAAGAUCCCUGGGUUCUGUUUCCAAUUUUAUAGAUUCUUGAACUCAAGCAAGUCAGCACUUCCCCUGGUUGAGGAAUGUCCUCAUCUAUAAAGUGAAACUGAUUUCAAAGGUCUUGUCCAGCUCUCAUGUUGGCUUCUAUUUCAAAGAAAUAUUAACCUAAUUAAUAAAUGCUUGUUAAGUGAAUGACUGAAUACACCACAUCUCUCUAGGAACUAUGUAUAUUUAAUAUUUGGAAUUAUGAAAUGAAAUCAAAGGAAGCUUAGACGUGUUCACUGCACAUCACUUGGCUUGCCCCUAAUGAUGCAAUUGCCGUGGAGAGUGGGAGGCCAGCCGGGGGGCCGCCCCCUCGCGGACAGCCCCUCUCCGGUUGCCCUUUGGCACAGAGAAGGAAAAUGUGAGGGCCCAGAAGGAAAGGAUGUUGCCCAGAGUGAAGCAAGGAUUACUGCGUGGGGAGGGGCUCUCCAUGUCUGGCGCAGGGCUCUUCCCCAAAGGAAAAGGGGGGGGGGGAGAAAGCCCAAGAAAAAUUGCGGAGGAGGCAGCCGGAGCCACAGGUUGCUUCGGUACCUAAGUUUAUAAGUGAUCAGAGCCCUCCUUGAGGAGGAAAGAACUUGUAUGGGCGGGAACAAUCCCAGGACCUGAACUUUGCGCGGAUAGAGGGAAGAAGCAGGAGGGCUUUCGGUUCUCAGGAGGCUCGUUUUGCCUUUAAGCUUGCCUCCCUUCCACACUUGGCCUGGCCAUGGGACCCUGUGUUGACUGCAGCAGGCUGGGGCCGAAGUGGCGGGGAAAGCAAGCUAAAGUGUGUGACGGGACCGGCGGCGAGUCCAUGGGUCCCUUCCUUCUCCCAUUCUCUUUCAUUCUCUUCUGGGGCUGGCUCAACUCCCCGGUUCCCACCGGAGGCAGCCCCUGGCCCUUCUGGGCCACAGCACGUUCACAUCUUGCAAAUGGACUCCAACUGGGAGACUCCUGGGUCCAGGAGAAAGGAGAUACUGAAGGCAAAACCCCAACCCCUGGCCAUUAAAAAUCCUUAGAAAGGUUAUCUGAAUCCAGUUGAAUGUCCGAGCCGUGAGGGCACAUAGAGGCCACCCCCUUGUGCCAAGGGGGAUGGGAAGAUCCAGAAACAGGUGACACACCUGGCAACAGAGCUAGCUCAAAGCUAGGUCUCCUGAGUCUCGGCCAGGACUCCUUUCAUCCGCCCUGCCCUCUCUUUCUCAGGAGCCAGUCUUCCCCAUCCAGCUUCUGUCCCCUAGCUCCCCUGGCCUUGCCGCCUGCAGAGCUUAGGCUCCCUUCUGCACGGGCCCCAGCUCCCAGCUGAAGCUCAGCUUGGCAGUGCCUUUCCGACACCCACUCCUCUUCUCCUUCCUUCAGGCAAAAAGCACACGUUUCAACCUCAUUAGCUGGCUAAGUAUAAACCUCAGGGGGAGAAGGGCUGUGUUGUUGUUUAUCUCGGUCUAUAAGCUAAUGUCGAGCUGGUUUUCCGAAUCCAGGCAAAUAUCUGACCAGUCAACACCCAGAAAGUAAUUCUAAUUCUCUCAGCACGGAAACAAAGCUCUGUAUGUAAACCAUGAAUCCCCUAGGAGAACUCCUCGCCCUCCUACACACAGACACACUGGUGCACACACACCCCGCUCUCCGCACCAACAGCAUCUGAGCUAGGAAGCUGACGGGAGGGCCCUGGUCCUGUAGCAAAGAGGCACCCCCCGCCCCGAGACACACACACACACACACACACACACACACAUACACACACACACGCCCCUUACUGGGGAGGUCGGGACCCCAGCUCGGGGAUCUGGAACGAGCCUCCCCGCUGGGAUGGCCCGGAGGGAGGGGCAGGUGGAAGAAACCACUCGGAGGGGUCAGAGGAGUCCCGGCGGUGGCCGCCCCUUAGCCAGACCCCUCCUGCAGAGCCCUUCUCCAGGAGCUUCGCCAGCCACUCGCCGCCCGCCGGGCUGGAGGUGGAGGAGUUCAGAAUCCACUGACGCAGCCGGGAUUUGAGCUUUGCAAAGCCACUCGCAGGGAAGGGAAGCAUCUGCCCCUCCCUCCCCCACUGCGCGCCCUCGAUCCCCCAGCCUGCCCCCUCCCCCCGUGACGUCACCCUAGCCCUGUCCCGGGGAACCUGCAAAGCCUCUCAAAUUCAAACUGCCGGGCGCACCGCCGCCGCUGCCACGGGAUUGGAAGUGCGCGCCCGGGCUCGGCCGUCGCCGCCGCCCGCCGACCGGGCCGGCCAGCUUCGCGAUCUCGCCAAGCAGUCGCGCCCCUGGGUCCCCGUCGGCUCAGCUUCCCGCCGCUCCGACCCUCCUCUUCCUCUCCCACCGCCUGCCGGCUUUCUAAUUCGUGCGCACCCCCCAGCAAAAUUAAAUCAACCCAGGGAGAGCAGGGCAGCCCUCCGGAAGCGGCGGCGUCUUUUACCUUGCUCUCCCUCUCUUUCUGAAGAUGCCAAACUACUGGCGGACCGCAGAGGAGAGGGGUCCCGUCUUCUCCUGAUGUUUAAAAAAAAAAAGUAAAGCAAUUUCUGCUGCGAGCCCAGGAGGGGCGAGCCGCCCGAGAUCUCUUCAAGAUACCCCAGGGGAGGAGGAGGAGGAGGAGGAGGAGAUGGGCUGGAUUUAGUAGGACAACUCGGUUACUAAUGACUCCGCGGCUGGCGGCGACCCGCCGGGAAAUCAGGUUUGCCUGUAGGUACCUGAGCUGACACCGACGGUGCCUAAAGAUGCUGAGCGGCGUUUGGUUCCUCAGUGUGUUCACCGUGGCCGGGAUCUUACAGACGGAGAGUCGCAAAACUGCCAAAGACAUUUGCAAGAUCCGCUGCCUGUGCGAAGAGAAGGAGAACGUACUGAACAUUAACUGCGAAAACAAAGGAUUUACAACCGUCAGCCUGCUCCAGCCCCCCCAGUAUCGAAUCUAUCAGCUCUUCCUCAAUGGAAACCUCCUGACCAGACUGUACCCCAACGAGUUUGUCAAUUACUCCAACGCGGUGACUCUGCACCUGGGCAACAACGGGCUGCAGGAGAUCCGAACCGGGGCCUUCAGCGGCCUGAAAACCCUCAAGAGACUGCACCUCAACAACAACAAGCUCGAGGUGCUGAGGGAGGACACCUUCCUGGGCCUGGAGAGCCUCGAGUACCUGCAGGCCGACUACAACUACAUCAGCGCCAUCGAGGCGGGGGCUUUCAGCAAGCUGAACAAGCUCAAAGUGCUCAUCCUGAAUGACAACCUUCUGCUGUCGCUGCCCAGCAAUGUGUUCCGCUUCGUCCUGCUGACCCACUUAGACCUGAGAGGGAAUCGGCUGAAAGUGAUGCCUUUCGCCGGCGUCCUUGAACAUAUCGGAGGGAUCAUGGAGAUUCAGCUGGAGGAAAACCCGUGGAAUUGCACUUGCGACUUGCUUCCUCUCAAGGCUUGGCUGGACACCAUAACCGUUUUUGUGGGGGAGAUUGUCUGCGAAACUCCCUUCAGACUGCACGGGAAAGAUGUCACCCAACUGACCAGGCAAGACCUCUGUCCCAGAAAGAGCAGCAGCGGCAGCGGCGGCGACUCGGGUCAGAGGGGCAGCCACGCGGACACCCACGUCCAAAGGCAGUCCCCCACCCUGAACCCUGCCCUCAACCCAACCAGGGCGCCGAAAGCCAGCCGGCCCCCCAAAAUGAGAAACCGGCCGACCCCCCGGGUCACCGUGUCGAAGGACAGGCAGAGCUUUGGACCCAUCAUGGUGUACCAGACCAAGUCCCCGGUACCCCUCACCUGCCCCAGCAGCUGUGUCUGCACCUCCCAGAGCUCAGACAACGGCCUCAACGUCAACUGCCAAGAAAGGAAGUUCACAAACAUCUCCGACCUACAGCCCAAACCCACCAGUCCAAAGAAACUCUACCUAACAGGGAACUAUCUUCAAACUGUCUAUAAGAACGACCUCUUAGAAUACAGUUCUUUGGAUCUGUUGCACUUAGGAAACAAUAGGAUUGCGGUCAUUCAGGAAGGUGCCUUCACGAACCUGACCAGUUUACGCAGACUUUAUCUGAAUGGCAAUUACCUUGAAGUGCUGUAUCCAGCUAUGUUUGAUGGACUGCAGAGCUUGCAGUAUCUCUAUUUAGAGUAUAAUGUCAUUAAGGAAAUCAAGCCGCUGACCUUUGAUGCUUUGAUUAACCUACAGCUACUGUUUCUGAAUAACAACCUGCUGCGGUCCUUACCUGAUAACAUAUUUGGGGGCACGGCCCUCACCAGGCUCAAUCUGAGAAACAACCAUUUUUCUCACCUGCCUGUGAAAGGGGUUCUGGAUCAGCUUCCGGCUUUUAUCCAGAUAGAUCUGCAAGAGAACCCGUGGGACUGCACCUGCGACAUUAUGGGGCUAAAGGACUGGACAGAACAUGCCAGUUCCCCUGUCAUCAUCAAUGAGGUGACCUGUGAGUCUCCCGCCAAGCAUGCAGGGGAGAUACUGAAGUUUCUGGGGAGGGAGGCUAUUUGCCCUGACAGCCCAAACUUGUCAGACGGGACCAUUUUGUCCAUGAAUCACAACACAGACACACCUCGCUCGCUGAGCGUGUCUCCCAGUUCCUAUCCUGAACUGCACACUGAAGUUCCGCUCUCCGUCCUGAUUUUGGGAUUGCUGGUGGUCUUUAUCUUAUCCGUCUGUUUUGGGGCUGGCUUAUUCGUCUUUGUCCUGAAACGCCGAAAGGGGGUGCCCAGUGUUCCCAGGAGUGCCAACAACUUAGACGUAAGUUCCUUCCAAUUGCAGUAUGGGUCUUAUAACACUGAGACUCAGGACAAAGCAGACGGCCACGUCUAUAACUACAUCCCACCACCUGUGGGUCAGAUGUGCCAGAACCCCAUCUACAUGCAGAAGGAAGGAGACCCUGUGGCCUAUUACCGAAACCUGCAAGAAUUCAGCUACAGCAACCUGGAGGAGAAGAAAGAAGAGCCAGCCACGCUUGCUUACACGAUAAGUGCCACCGAGUUGCUAGAAAAGCAGGCCACCCCAAGAGAGCCCGAGCUGCUGUAUCAGAAUAUCGCUGAGCGGGUCAAGGAACUUCCCAGUGCUGGACUGGUCCACUAUAACUUUUGUACCUUACCUAAAAGGCAGUUCGCCCCUUCAUAUGAAUCUCGACGCCAAAACCAAGACAGAAUCAAUAAAACCGUUUUAUAUGGAACUCCCAGGAAAUGCUUUGUGGGGCAGUCCAAACCAGACCACCCUUUACUGCAAGCUAAGCCGCAAUCAGAACCAGACUACCUCGAAGUUCUGGAAAAACAAACUGCAAUCAGUCAGCUGUGAAGGGAAAUCAUUUACAACCCUCUGGCAUCAAAGGAUGCUGCUCCAAACUGUUGGAAGCACUGCAUUUGCUUUUGUGUUUGUUUGUGUUCUCCCUUUCCCAGCCUCAACGGGGACUUUGAAAAUGCCUGGGGGGAUGGAGGGAAGCAAUGAUACUGCUUUUUCAAGUUUUCCUUUAAAUUAUUUCUCUCUUGCUCCCCCCCCACCCCCACCUUUCCCCCCCUUCUCUCCUUAGGAGUCACCAUUGAACAUGAAUGUUUCUACAAUGCAUUUUUUCAUAUAUUUUGUUUAUGGUUUUGUUUCUCUUUUUUUUUCUUCUUUUGUUUUUCCAGUGGGGGAAUGGGAAGAGGAGAUUAUAGUGAAUGAAGAAAGAGUAAGGAAACUUUUCAAAUGAAAAAUGGAUAUUUAGUGUAUUUUGUAGAAGAUCUCCAAAGAUCUUUUGAGACUAUAAAUUCUUUUGUAAAUAAUGAUAUAUGGUAUUUCCGUCUUCAGUUACCAAGUAUAGCCACUAGGCAUCACUUCUUCGUGUUAAAGUGCCUUUGCACUUUAAGUACAUUACUUAAAUGUUGCUUUUAGCUUUGAUAAAUUGAACAUAUUUUAAUGUGUUGUAUUUUUGAAAUUAAAAACACUGUAAAAUAGAUUGAAAUGUCAGCUAUAUUAAGUCAGAGUACAGUUUGCUUGAGUUAUAGAAGCCAACCUGUCAUCAGUGAUUCUAGUUCUAGGAUUUUCUAGAUUUAACUGUAAAAUAUUUCCUUUCCUUUGGGUUUGUUCUAAGUGAUUUUAUUUAAGUCAACUAAGGGGAUUUAACAGUGGACUAGAGGUAAUAAACUGCCUCAGUUGGGAUUAGUAAUUCAUUAAUAAAAUAUAUUUAACCCAA
This is a messenger RNA of Phacochoerus africanus (Common warthog), 6849 nucleotides long. RefSeq names its product SLIT and NTRK like family member 2 (gene SLITRK2). Gene Ontology annotation, biological process: regulation of presynapse assembly; positive regulation of synapse assembly; axonogenesis. The transcript has 3 exons. Bases 3426 to 5975 code for a protein of 849 amino acids. NCBI's taxonomy places the organism in Eukaryota, Metazoa, Chordata, Mammalia, Artiodactyla, Suidae. Gene Ontology annotation, cellular component: membrane; glutamatergic synapse. Gene Ontology annotation, molecular function: protein binding. The record is from RefSeq and is a predicted model, not a curated record.